Messenger RNA from Lethenteron reissneri (Far Eastern brook lamprey), 7812 nucleotides. Its product is annotated as B-cell lymphoma/leukemia 11A-like. The record is from RefSeq and is a predicted model, not a curated record. Lineage: Eukaryota; Metazoa; Chordata; Hyperoartia; Petromyzontiformes; Petromyzontidae. Gene Ontology annotation, molecular function: RNA polymerase II cis-regulatory region sequence-specific DNA binding; DNA-binding transcription factor activity. Gene Ontology annotation, biological process: regulation of transcription by RNA polymerase II. Gene Ontology annotation, cellular component: nucleus.
GAGACGCGGGGAGAUCAUCGGAGGGAGCGGGCAGAGGAGGAGGAGGAGGGGGGGUGCGUGGGUGGCAAGCAAGGAAGAGAGCGAGAGACGCGCGCACGCAGUCGGCUCCCCGCGCUCCGCCGCGCCCACGAGGAGCCGAGGGGGAGCGCCUCGCCGCGAUGUCCCGGCGCAAGCAGGUGAAGCCGCUUCACCUGAGCAAGCGCGACUUCCCCCUCCACUCGUCUCAAGCGGGAGCGGCGCUUUUAGGGGAGGAGGAGGCGGAGGAGGAGGAAGAGGCCGAGGAGGAGGAGGAGGAUGAAGGCGAUGGUGGUGGAGGCGGGGAGGAGCAGGAGGAGGGAGUCGAGGAUGCGAACGGCGCCUCGACCCGAGCCGUCACCUCCACGGCCGGGGACGAAGCCGCGGGGGGCACAGCGGCGGCGGUGGCGAGGGGGGCUCGGGGCUCGGCAGGGGUCGGAUUGGGGGGACCUCCGUCCGAGGGGGCAGGCGACCUGUUGACGUGUGGCCGGUGCCGCGUGGCGUUCCCGCUCGCCCAUAUCGUCCUCUUCAUCGAACACAAGGUCCGGCGGUGCCAACCCGCGGGGCCCUCCCCGUGCCGACCCCCCAAGGGGACGCCCCCCCGGGCUGGACCCCGCUCGUCCCCCGUCCGAGGGGGUUCGGCGGGAGCCGCGUCAGCGCACCCCGGGCCUCCGCCUCCUCCCGCACCGUCUUCGGUGUCGCUCCGAGCGAAGCGCAAACAGCAUCAUCAGCAGCAGCAGCGGCGGCAGCAGCAGCAGCAUCAUCAUCAGCUGGAGACCCAAGUGGACGGACGGGACAACGAGGACGAUGGGUACGGAGACGAUGACGAGGAUGAUGGAGACGAGCGGAAGGAGCGACUGACGAGGAGCAAUGACGGCGUCACUGCGGGUAAGGCCGAGCCGAGCGCCCACGUCUGCGUCUCGUGCGGCCGCAUGUUCCGUGCCGCGUGGCCUCUCAUGCAGCACGCGCAGCGUGCGCACGGCAUCGGCAUCUACCUGGAACGUGGAGUGGCCACCGGCGGCGGCGGCGUGGCUGGAGGAGGUGCGGCCGGUGGGGGUGGUGGCGGAAUCGUCGCCGCCGCCACCACAACACCAACCGCGGGCGCUGCCCAGCGCCGGGGCAGCCCCGAGGCCGACGACGCCGGGGGCAGCCCUAGGUUGGGAGCGGCGGGAGUCGGCGGGGGCAGCGCCUCAUCGUCCUCCGCCUCGUCUGCGGCACCGCCGGCCGUCGCCUCGGCCGCGGCGGCGAGGCUUGGAAUCUCCACGGCGGAGGCGGUGGCUCCGAUGCAGCUCACGGCUUCGGCCUCGUCGGCCGCGGCUGCGGGGCUGCCCUUUGAGGGCAGCCCGCUGAACUUGUUGCGGUUGGCAGGGGUCGGCGUUGGGUUGGGUGACGUGCGCUUGGGGACACCGCCGCUCUUCAGCACUCCUGGCCACCACCACCACCACCCCCAUCACGCCCACCACCACAACCCGCACGCUACGCACCACCAGACGCCGCCGCAGCAGCAACAGCAGCAGCAGCUGCCCUCGGGUCGCGGCGGUGAAGAUCACUUGCUGCCCCCGUGUCUCGGAGGGGCCGCGGGGCCAGGGGGCGGCAGCGGGGCAGCGGCCGGAGGGCAGCGCGGGGUGGCGCAGAUCACCAUGGAGCCCGGCAUGGACUUUUCUCGCCGGCUCCGAGAACUGGCCAACAACACCAGCCAGCACAACAAUAGCAACAACAAUAACAACAACAGCAGCGGCGGCGGAAUCAACAACAACAACAACUUGAGCGGUUGCAGCAACAACAGCGGCUCCACUCCGCCAAUCUCCCCGGGGAGACCGCGUCUCCUGCAGUCUCCGCCAGGGACCCUGAGCUUCCUCGGGACCCCCGGACUGGGAUCUUUAGGAGGGGGUCCCCUCUCCCCGCUGCAGACCCCUAGCGGCAACGGGGCCCGGCCCCCCGUGACGGGGUCGCUGACCCCGCCCGACCUCGCCUCGUCGCUCGCCCUGCCCACGGCGGCCGGGAGCGCGGCGCGCAAGUCGUGCGAGUUCUGCGGGAAGAGCUUCAAGGCCAGCAAGCUCAAACGCCACAUGCGCACGCACCACCACCACCAGCACCACCACCACCCGAACCUCCUCCUCCUCCACCACCACCACAACCAGCACCGGCGGCGACACGACAGCAAGCAACAACAACAACAACCGGCAUCGUCGUCAUCUUCCCCGUCCAUCACUCCGGACCCUCUGGCCCGGGUCAAGGUUGAGGACGGCCACGCCGCCGAGGGGAGCUCCCCGGAACCGGACCCUGGCGGCGGCGAGCGGAGACGGGGGGGGGGCCCCGCGCCGCCGGGCAGCGCGAGCUCCGUGCUGCGCUCCGUGGUCGCCCAGUACUGCAACGACUUCUCAGCACGGGCGGCCGCCGUGGUGGCCUCGGCCUCGCCGGGCCCGACGGGCGCGGCGACGACGGCAUCGACGGCGGCGGCCGUGGCCGGGAACGGGGGCGGCGAGGCGGUGGGAAGGGAGGAGGAGGAAGACGAGGUGGAGGAGGAGGAAGAGGUGGAGGAGGAAGAAGGGGAGGGAGAUGCGGAUUUGGAGGAGUCGGAUGAAGAUGACGUGGAGGACGGGGUCGAAGCUGAGGCCGAGGACGAAGACGAGGAGGAGGAGGGGGACGAGGAGGAGGAGGUGGGCGACGACGAGGCUGCGGAGCGCGGCCACACCACCCGGGACGCGCUCUCCCACGCCAUGUCUGCCAGCGCGGCCAUCAUGAGCCUGAGCAACAGUCGGCCGUUCAGCGAGGCGCUGCUGCGCCGGACGCUCUCCACCUCCUGCUCCUCUGACUCCAAGCUCGCACUGCUGCCCGGAGGCCCGGCUGCGGGGCAGCAGCAGCAGCAGCUGCUGCUGCCCGCGCUCAGGAAUGCCGACAGCCGCGUCACCCAGUCGGAAACGCUCGCCAAGGGCAGCGGCGGCACGGGCGGCGUGGGAGGUAACGGCGGCGGUGGUGGCACGGCGGCGGUGGGCAGGCUGCCCUUCGACGCCAAGGGCACCGCCGCAUUCUCCCUGGACGCCCUCGUGUGCGGCACUCCCGACCGCCUGGGCCUCGACGCACUGCUGCUGCGAGGCCACCUGCACGACGCCUUCGGCCCCCGCAGGAAGGGGGCGGCCGCCGCAGCGGCCGCCGCCGCGGGCACCGUCGUCGGCUUCGAGGGGGGCGACGCGGCGGGGGGGUGCGGCGAGGACGCCGUGAACGGCCGCGGGGGCAGCCCCUCGGCCCUGCAGGGGGGCCGCGCGUCCGGUGGCAGCCCCAUCAUGCCGGGCAAGCGCAUCAAGCUUGAACGGGAGGCGGACGUCGGGGGCAGCCCCCUCGCUCCGCCGGCCUCGUCGCUGGCCCCGCUGUCCGCGCUGCCCACGGAGAACGUGUACUCGCAGUGGCUGGCCAGCUACGCGUCCUCCCGCCAGCAGCUCAAGAAGGAGGGGUUCGCGUCCCUGGGGCUCGGCUCCCUGCCGGGCUCCGUGCCGGGCUCCUUGCCGGGCUCCGCCGUGACGCCGGGGAUCGUCGGCGACUCGCAGUCGCGCCGCUCUCCUUUCGCCUGCUCCUCGGCCUCGUCCGACAAUGGCAGCCUCCAGCUGUCGACGGCCUCGCCCCCUCUGCAGCCGCACGUCCACCACCACCACCGGCAGCACCACCAGCAGCAGCAGCAGCGCGAAUCUGGCGAAGACACGAGCUCCGAGCCCAGCGCGGGCAGUCCCGCCAGCUCGAGCAACGGGCGCUCCGGGAGCGCCGGCGGCGGCAGCGGCGCCGGCAGCAACCGCUGCGAGUUCUGCGGGAAGUCGUUCAAGAACGGCAGCAACCUCACGGUCCACCGGCGGUCGCACACGGGCGAGCGGCCCUACAAGUGCGAGCUGUGCAGCUACGCGUGCGCGCAGAGCAGCAAGCUGACGCGCCACAUGAAGACGCACCUCAAGGGCAGCGGCGGAACGGUGGUGGCGGCUGCGGCGGCAGGAGGAGGAGUGGCUGGAGGAGGAGGUGGAGGAGGAGAAGCGUUCCGCUGCGACGUGUGCCAGAUGGCCUUCAACGUCCACGCCACGCUCAUCAAGCACGUGAAGAAGUGGCACCGGGCUGCCAAGCAGGACGGCGUCGUGGCCGGCGCCGCGUCGCCCGCCGCCUCCACCGCCGUUGCCGUCGUCGUGUCGGCCGCCACUGUCAACAAUAACAGCGGUAGUGGCGGCAGCAGCAGCAACAAUAGCGGCAACAGCGGUAGCAGCAGCAGCAGCAGCAACAAUGUUGGAAACAGCAACAGCGCGAGCAGUGGGGCGGCCGAAAUUAAGUUGGAGCCAGCCGAGUAAGUGGGGCAGGGAGGGAGGGGGGGCUCGGGUCGCAUUGGGGUUGCCCAACUUUAUGCCAUCUUGAGCCCCGCCCACCCACCUCCACCAUGGUCAAUGUGCUUCUUGCGCAUGCACCAAAUGAUCAGAAUGCCGAUUGGGUCGUCAUCAAACUACACGCGCCUGAUGAUUGGUGAACACGUCUCCACUUGGCGGAGGGAGCGCUGAUUGCAAUGGAGACCGACAUUUGUGUGUGUGUGCGUGUGUUCCCCGCGUGGGGAGCGGUGGGAAAGUGGUUAGCGCACUGCGCUACGAUCACGGCAACCCGAGUUCGAUUUCUGCUCCCGACUGGUGCGAUGUGUGUAAAGCAUCAGCAGUGGAGAAACAAAGGCGGCCGGGCGAGAUGUUGGCUACCCACCCCCCCUUAGUGUGGUGUGCCGAUCUCCGUUGGUGCUCGCUCACAGCACUUGCCCCAACAGUCCGUUAUACGCUACACGGGGGAUCUUUAUCUUUGUUCCCCGCGUGACGCUGACGGCCCUGAUUUUAAAUUGAGGUUUAAGAAGAGCGCUCCGCGUUUUGAUUGACGCGUUUAGCACUCGCGAGGCGCGUGCGGCGUGUGCCGACUUAAUGUGCAGUUGAAAGGAGAACUCUGGCAAACAUGGAAAGCCGGAUCGUGGUGGAUGGUCGCGCGGAAUGGAGCCUCGGAAAUCACGAGGCCGGGUCGGGUUCGUGCGAACGACACUGACACACACAAAGACAAAGAUCCCCCGUGUAGCCUUAACAGACUGUUGGGGCAAGUGCUGUUAGCGAGCACCUCUGAACGCUGGUACGGCACACGACGGGGUGAGUGGCCAACGCCGCGCCCGGCCACCUUUGUCUCCCUCGUGGCGAUGUUUACACACUGCACCAGGUACUCAUUUGAGGCUGAGUCGACCUAGGGGAGGCCCAGGACCGGUCCAGAUAUUUGUUACCGAUGCUGGCCGUGAGCGAGAUUCGAACUGGGGUCGCCGGAUUCGUAGCGCGGCGCGUUGACCGCAACGCCGCCGCUCCCCACACUGACCCGCACACACACAGACACUCACUGACACACAAACACACACACACCUCGUCACUCCAUGAGUCUAACUGAGGAGUCGGAGUCCGCGCGGUGCGCGCGCACUACGAGUGGAGCCCGAACGGGCGGGGGACGAGCGAUCGAAGGCCGCGCUGCCUUCGAUCGCUCGCUCAGUGGUCCACGAAGUCAGCCAUCACGCCGAUCCCGAUUCAAGCAAUAAGGAGCGUCACGUGGUCUGAUGAUGAUGAUGAUCAUGAUGAUGGUGAUCAUGAUCGUGUUGAUGAUAAUGAUCGUGAUGAUCAUGAUGAUAAUGAUCGUGAUGAUGAUCAUGGUGAUGAUCAGGAUGAUGAUCGUGAUGAUGAUCAUGAUGGUGACGGCGGCUCCCAUUUCACUCGUGCACUCUUUUGAAGAAGCCGUGGGUCCUUGCUAAGCGAGCCGUUGCAACAAUGAAUCACACACUCACGCUAUCUAUAUGCCGUAUAUAUUAAAAAUGACCCGCCUUUAAAAGAAUAAUCAAGCAAAAAAAUAAUAAUCUUAUAACAGACGUAACUAGAGUCGUGUGUCGUGGGCUAAGUCGAAGUUUUGUAUUAUUGGUUUUAUUAUCGAACUUGUCGGCACUUAACCCCCCCCCCCACCCCGAACUGGCCACGUGACCAGGCGGGAUGCGCAAAUUGCACCCCCCCCCUAAGAGCCCCCCCCCCCCACCAACUUCCACCCCCCCCCCCUCCUUUCUCUCUCUGGUGCAAUAGCGGAUGUAUUUAUUUUGCGAGAACCAGGGUUUUUUUUACUCGUUACUGAGCGGAGAUGAAUAUGAGUUUGUGCCUGUGUACCCCCUCCCCCGUCCAGUUAAUGAAUUCCCUCCUAGCUCCCCCCCCCAAUUCCUUGCCCCCCCUCUCCCCCCGCGGCGCUCACCCCCUGCCCCCCCGUCCCGGCUGUAAGCGCUGAGAGUCGCUUAGAUCCCCGGGCAGGCAUUAGGAUGCCCCGCACGCACCGCGCAUUGGAGAAUCAUUAAUCAGUCUGCCUCCCUCCUCCUCCUCCUCCUCACCACCUCUAACCACUUACCCUCCUCACCCUCACCACUACCAGCCUUAUCCUGACCACACCGUCUUGAUCCAACUGCAACGCUCCCACGUCCUGCACCCCCUCAUCACCACUCAACCCCCUCGUCACCCCCACCGCUGCUUACCUUACCACCGCCAACCACCGCGCUCCCGCCUCUCAUCCCGAUCUCUCCCCAUGAUCUCUCCCUCCUCCUCUCCCCAUGAUCCCUGCCUCCUCAUCCUCCUCGCCACUCACCUGCCUGCUCACCACCACCGCAGGAAGCAUUCCCCCCCCCCCACCACUCCAACACCGCCGCCGAGAUCCCGAUGCAGACCGCGCGGGGUUAAGGGCACGCGGAGCUGCAGGCGAUGCUGAUGAUGAUGAUAGCCGAUGAUGAUGAUAGCCGAUGAUGAUGAUAAUGAUGAUGCGCCUCAGUGCCUUGAUCAUGUGACUCAUCAAGAACUCAAAUCGAGGGGGGGGGGGCUCCCACGUGAUUAGCCCAAGCAAGUGUCGUGAAGAGGGGGGGAGGUGUUGAUAUAAAUGGGGGAUUUGGGGGGGAGGGGGCGGAGGGGGGGAAGUCGAUCAUCGUUUAAUUAACCAAUCCGUAAGCGUGACGACACGUGACUUAAUAAGUGCAUUAAUUAAGAGUUGGUCACGUGGUGUAUCUUUGUGUCAGGCGAAGCCCAAUUAUGUCCAGCCCCCCUCCCCUGCCACUCCCCCAGCCCCCCCCCCCCAAUUAACCCCCGACCUCAUCCCAACUCCCCGUGUGCUAAAGCCACGUGGACCCCCCCCCCCCCCACACCUCACCUGGCUGUCGUAUGGACACUAAGCAUGGCGCGCGCGGUCUCGCCGCGAACCCCGACACUCAGUUGUUGGUUCUCGACACAAAAAGAAACCCCGAAGCGUCGUGACGCCGCCUCGGGCGAGCAGGAAGGGGGGGGGGGGUCGCAUAGAGGCGACAUCGAUUUAUCAACAUCAUGCAACGUCUCUAUUCGGAGAUGGAGGAACGCCGCCUCUUCCUUCCUCACCCCUCCUCCUCCUCCUCUUGCGCUAACCCAGGGGUCGGCAACCUGCGGUUCCCGAGUCGCAUGCGACUGCUCCGACACGUUCUGUAUGUGCGUAUUCACAUGCAUUGCGGCUCUUGAAUUAUUGAGUUUUGUAACGGAUUCGAAAAAAAUGUCUCUUCUUGUGAUUUUAGUUGCUGACCCCUGCCCUAAUCCCACUACCACCGCCACCAAGACUCACUCAUACCCCGACACUCCCCCACCCCGCGCCGUACAGCUAGAUAAGUGCCGCAGGUACAGGUACGCGCGCGGGUCCCACGUGUACAGCUGUGUACACACAGACACACGUCUACACACACACAGGUGUAUACACACAAGUGUACACACACACACCUGUGUA